AUGCCGCGCGCCGCCGUCACCAAGCUACUCUCGCUCAGCCGGAGGAGGGGCUACGCGGCCGCAGCGGAGGUGCGCGCGCCGGCGGGGGCAAUGGCAGCGAGAGCACCGGGCGCCGGGGGUGCCGCUGACGGCGCGGCGUCGUCCAAGGAGGUGUUCUGGAUGAGGGAUCCCCAGACGGGGUGCUGGGUCCCCGAGGACCGCUUUGCCGACGUCGACGCGGCCGAGCUCCGCUUGCGCCUGCUCGCCAGGAAGGACUAG
Molecule: messenger RNA, 258 nt
Organism: Miscanthus lutarioriparius
Lineage: Eukaryota; Viridiplantae; Streptophyta; Magnoliopsida; Poales; Poaceae
Source: the annotation of a GenBank genome assembly